Molecule: messenger RNA, 636 nt
Organism: Thermothielavioides terrestris NRRL 8126
Lineage: Eukaryota; Fungi; Ascomycota; Sordariomycetes; Sordariales; Chaetomiaceae
Exons: 3
Coding region: 1-636 (211 amino acids)
Source: RefSeq, a predicted model, not a curated record
AUGCCGACUGUCGAUGGCAAAAUCCUCGAGACCGGCAUAAAUAUUCCGGACCUACCAGCGUGGCUUUCGCCCACUUCGCCCCGCGAGCUCUUCCUCCGCCAGGGCAAGCAGCUCUCGGCGGACACGCCGUCUCCCGAUGAGCCCGACUCGGUCUUCCAGUUCGGCCUGGCCGAUCCCACGCCGGCCAUCGGCGCGCCAGCAGCUCGAGCCGCUGGCGGCGGCCGUCGAGCUGCGCACACGCGAGCGACCACCCGCACGCUGGCCUGCUUGUCCUGCUCAGCUGAAUCGAUGACGCGGGCGCCUCCUCGCGCAGCGUCAGCGACGCCUACGUGCGGCUGCCGGGCAUGCAACAACAAGAGCCGCUGCGUCUCGUGCUCCGCGACUGCGAGCACAGGUUUCCGCACCGGCAGCCGCAUACACCGCCUCCUCCCCGCGGGCGGCUCGCAUCCGCGCUACCUGGGCAACCUGGGCAUCGAGGAGAACCCGGGUACGGGAGUGACAAUGCGGCCGGCGCGGUACGCCGUUCGGCACGGCCAGUCGGCCGUUUCCAAGCUAGUGCUGCCCGUCACGGCAUCCGGGGCGGUCUGGUUUGGUGGCUGGUUGAUGAAGCAAGGGCUCUCGCUGGUCCUAUAUUGA